AUGCCUCAGUACACCUCCCGUGAUGUCGGCGACCCGACCCAGAUUAAGAAGACGAAGCAGUCAAUGGCAGACCUCAAGCUUAGGCGCUUAACGGAGCUCAACAACAGACUACGCGAGGAUUUGGACCGGGAACGCAUUCCCGUCAGCACCGCUUCCAAGAGCAUCAUUGCGUACUGCAAUGGUACGAGAGACUACAUGGUUCCUUCAGUAUGGGGAACCGUACCAAAGGGCGAGGAUCCCUACGCACCCCAGCAAUCCGGCGGCUGCUGUGUCGUCAUGUAA
Messenger RNA from Trichoderma breve, 282 nucleotides. RefSeq names its product GGL domain-containing protein. NCBI's taxonomy places the organism in Eukaryota, Fungi, Ascomycota, Sordariomycetes, Hypocreales, Hypocreaceae. Gene Ontology annotation, cellular component: heterotrimeric G-protein complex. Gene Ontology annotation, biological process: G protein-coupled receptor signaling pathway. The record is from RefSeq and is a predicted model, not a curated record. Bases 1 to 282 code for a protein of 93 amino acids. Gene Ontology annotation, molecular function: G-protein beta-subunit binding. The transcript is spliced from 2 exons.